This is a messenger RNA of Ectocarpus siliculosus, 351 nucleotides long. The record is from the annotation of a GenBank genome assembly. Lineage: Eukaryota; Phaeophyceae; Ectocarpales; Ectocarpaceae.
AUGUCCUCAGGGUACUUCGCUGGCCUGCUAUCUUCCAGCUUCAUGUUUGGUCGUGUGAUCUCGGCAUACUUCUGGGGGAUCGUUGCCGAUCGGUGCGGCCGUCGCCCGGUCGUCUUGCUCUCGCUGGCAUCUACGGGAGGGCUCGCCGUGGCCUUCGGGUUUUCAACAACGUUCUUGUGGGCCCUUGCUUGCAGGUUUUUGUUGGGGCUGCUGAACGGGAUGACGGUAAUUUUUCCAACACUCGUCUCGGAAAUCUGCGGCAAGGAGCAUGAAGUCGUCGGGUUGGGAGCAGUGACAAGUGAGCCUGUCGCGUGUAGGCGUGGUACAGUACCAAUACCUGAUGCAUCGUAA